This is a messenger RNA of Hipposideros armiger (great roundleaf bat), 1052 nucleotides long. RefSeq names its product H1.5 linker histone, cluster member (gene H1-5). Bases 87 to 1052 code for a protein of 321 amino acids. Lineage: Eukaryota; Metazoa; Chordata; Mammalia; Chiroptera; Hipposideridae. Gene Ontology annotation, molecular function: DNA binding; structural constituent of chromatin. The transcript has a single exon. Gene Ontology annotation, biological process: nucleosome assembly. Gene Ontology annotation, cellular component: nucleosome. The record is from RefSeq and is a predicted model, not a curated record.
AGUAGCAGGAUGCCCUAAGCUCAUGGAUUCCUAUGGAAAGCUGAAGGGAUUUUAGAAAAAUAUCUUUCACCAGUUGCGUGUGAUUCAUGAAAACACAGACAAGUAUGUGGACCUGGGGGCUGUUUUCCACCUUUGGAGCUUCAAAGCGUCAAAUUCUGUACCAUUGUUUUCGUCAUUUAAUCAGAUUUUUUGGGACUAAGAAACACAUUUUAGGAGUCCAACCUCGAGAGGCGGCCGCCCGAGGGCGGUGGAUCGGACGCCCCACCAAUCACAGCGCAGCCCCGGCUUAUAUAAGCCCGAGCCGGAGCCAGGCAGUACUGCGAACUCUCUCUUUGGAUUUUGAAUCUCUUUCUUUGGCAGCUACUCCUAUUGCCAUGUCGGAAACCGCUCCUGCUGAAACGGCCGCUCCGGCGCCGGUGGAGAAGGCUCCCGCCAAGAAGAAGGCGGCCAAGAAGGCGGCGGGCGGGGCCGCCAAGCGCAAGGCGUCCGGGCCCCCGGUGUCCGAGCUCAUCACCAAGGCCGUGGCUGCCUCCAAGGAGCGCAGCGGCGUGUCGCUGGCCGCGCUCAAGAAGGCGCUGGCGGCCGCCGGCUACGACGUGGACAAGAACAACAGCCGCAUCAAGCUGGGCCUCAAGACCCUGGUGAGCAAGGGCACCCUGGUGCAGACCAAGGGCACAGGCGCCUCGGGCUCCUUCAAGCUCAACAAGAAGGCGGCCUCUGGGGAGGCCAAGCCCAAGCCCAAGAAGGCGGGCGCCGCCAAGCUCAGGAAGCCUGCGGGGUCCACCCCCAAGAAGCCCAAGAAGGCUGCGGGGGCGAAGAAAGCCGUGAAGAAGACUCCUAAGAAAGUGAAGAAGCCCGCUUCCGCCGGCGUCAAGAAGGUGGCCAAGAGCCCCAAGAAGGCCAAGGCUGCCGCCAAGCCCAAGAAGGCGGCCAAGAGCCCGGCCAAGCCCAAGGCGGUGAAGCCCAAGGCGGCCAAACCGAAAGCCGCCAAGCCCAAGGCUGCCAAGCCUAAAGCCGCCAAGGCCAAGAAGGCGGCUCCGAAAAAGAAGUAG